AUGCCCAAGGCCCGGCGGGCGCGGGGCUCCGGCCCGGCGCCGGCGCUGCCCUUGGCCGAGCAGAUCCUGCAGGACGCGGCCCCGCGGCUCCGGGCGCGGGAGAAGCGCGGGCCGGAGGAGCCGGGCGGCGAUGGCGGGGACGGGGACGGGUUCGUGGACGCGCGGCUGUCCCGGCGCAUCCUGGAGCAGGCGCGGCGGCAGCAGGAGGAGCUGGAGGCCGAGCACGGCCCCGGAGCGCCCGCGGCACCCCGAAAGCGCAGCGCGGUUCUCGGUCCCGACCCGGACUCGGAGGAUGAUGAGGAGUGGCCUUCGCUGGAGAAGGCGGCGGCGGCCGCGGGACGGAGCGGGGACUACGGCGGGGAGGUGGAGGUGGACCCCGAGGACGAGAAAGCCAUCGAGAUGUUCAUGAACAAGAACCCGCCCCUGAGGCGCACGCUGGCCGACAUCAUCAUGGAGAAGAUCACGGAGAAGCAGACGGAGGUGGAGACGGCGCUGUCGGAGAUCUCGGGCUGCCCCAUGCCCCAGCUCGACCCCCGUGUCCUGGAGGUCUACAGGGGCGUCAGGGAGGUGCUGUCCAAGUACAGGAGUGGGAAGCUCCCCAAGGCGUUCAAAAUCAUCCCUGCCUUGUCCAACUGGGAGCAGAUCCUCUACAUCACCGAGCCAGAGACGUGGACAGCGGCUGCCAUGUACCAGGCCACCAGGAUAUUUUCCUCCAACCUGAAGGAGAGGAUGGCCCAGAGGUUCUACAACCUGGUGCUGCUGCCGCGCGUCCGCGACGACAUCGCCGAGUACAAGCGGCUCAACUUCCACCUGUACAUGGCUCUGAAGAAGGCUCUGUUCAAGCCAGCAGCCUGGUUCAAGGGGAUCCUCAUCCCGCUGUGUGAGUCCGGCACCUGCACGCUCAGGGAGGCCAUCAUCAUCGGCAGCAUCCUCAGCAAGUGCUCCAUCCCCGUGCUGCACUCCAGCGCGGCGCUGCUGAAGCUGGCAGAGAUGCAGUACAGCGGUGCCAACAGCAUCUUCCUGCGCCUGCUCAUCGACAAGAAGUACGCGCUGCCGUUCCGCGUGCUGGACGCGCUGGUGUUCCACUUCCUGGCCUUCCGCGCGGAGCGGCGCCCGCUGCCCGUGCUGUGGCACCAGAGCCUGCUGGCCCUGGCCCAGCGCUACAAGGAGGACCUGGCCUCGGAGCAGAAGGAGGCUCUGCUGGAGCUGCUCAAGUUCCACAGCCACCCCCAGAUCUCGGCCGAGAUCCGCCGCGAGCUGAUGAACUCCGGCACCAGGGACGUGGAGGGGGAGCGGGCGCCGGCCAUGGAGUGAGCGGGGAAGGGCUGGGACGCAGCUGGGAGCCAUGGAGUGA
Molecule: messenger RNA, 1354 nt
Organism: Melozone crissalis (California towhee)
Lineage: Eukaryota; Metazoa; Chordata; Aves; Passeriformes; Passerellidae
Gene: BYSL
Product: bystin like
Exons: 7
Coding region: 1-1314 (437 amino acids)
Biological process (GO): rRNA processing
Cellular component (GO): nucleolus; cytoplasm; preribosome, small subunit precursor
Molecular function (GO): snoRNA binding
Source: RefSeq, a predicted model, not a curated record